CAUAUUCUUUAAAAGCUGCUUUGAUGAUUAACUAUGACCCAGUUGGACCGUCUUUCUGUCUACCAUUGGCUUAAUGCAUGGUGCAUAAAACCUGUUGGUGGAGCACUUGUUAGGCAGGAACCAGAAUAUAUCUUAUUAGCCUUGAUGGGUUCGCCGUUGAAGAAAAUCAUGCUAUGCAGUUCGGAAAAGGAGAUUUUCAGUGUGGAAGAACAAGUGAUGGUGCAACAUUCGGUGAUCAUAAACAACAUGAUUGAAGAUGGGUCGUACAACCAUGAAGAGAGCAAGAUUCCAUUGGAUUGCGUUGACUCCAAGACUCUCAAGAAGGUCAUUGAUUAUUGUACACACCACACUCACCACCACAACGACAACCAAGAAGAUCUUGAGGCUUGGGAUGCCCAAUUUCUCAAUGUUGAUUCUAACGGCCUUUAUGAUUUGUUGAUGGCAGCAAAUUAUCUUGAGAUUAGAAAUCUCUUGGAUCUGAUCUACGGAACUAUAAAAAAUAUGAUAAAGGGAAAGAAAAUAGAUGAGAUACGCAGAAUCUUCAACAUCAAAGAUCAUGGCUUCACUCCGGAAGAGGAAGAACAAAAUCGCAAGGAGUACCCACAUUUUUAUUAGAACAAAUCUUGUCUACUCUUUAAUUUUAUUUGUUUUAAAUUUUUUCUAUAUGAUGAUCAACACCUAGUAUUCAAUAUGGGGAUGUUAGAAAGUGUUUUGGCUCUUUUGAUAUCCUACAAUUUUCUUUUCAAUUGUA
Arachis duranensis is the source of this 751-nucleotide messenger RNA. Its product is annotated as SKP1-like protein 11. The coding region runs from base 34 to 615 and encodes 193 amino acids. Lineage: Eukaryota; Viridiplantae; Streptophyta; Magnoliopsida; Fabales; Fabaceae. Gene Ontology annotation, molecular function: cullin family protein binding. The record is from RefSeq and is a predicted model, not a curated record. Gene Ontology annotation, biological process: SCF-dependent proteasomal ubiquitin-dependent protein catabolic process. Gene Ontology annotation, cellular component: nucleus; cytoplasm. The transcript is spliced from 4 exons.